AUGAAUGGAGAUAUGGGAGAGAUGUCUAUACACAGCCAUGUCGAGCUGGCUCACACGCAGGACGGUAGGGACAUGCUCCACACCAGGGAUCUCUCGGCAGCCUUCCCCAGGCCCCCGCUGGGUGACUCCCUCAUGUCCCUGGACCCGGAGCCCAGGCACCCGCCCGGCUUCGACCCCUCCAUGUCCGGCCUGGGCGGCUACGGCGGCCGGGAAACCCCCAUCAGCGAGGGCAGCACAUACACCACCCUGACCCCGCUCCAGCCCUUUGACGACAAGUUCCACCACCACCACCACCACCACCCGCACCCCCACCACCCCUGCCUGCCCGUCAGCAACGUCAUCGGGAGCUUCACCCUGAUGAGGGAGGACAGGGGCCUGGGGGGCAACUUCUACAACCCCUACGGCAAAGACCUGGGCAUGACCCACUCGCCACCCUCUGCCGCCCCUGGGCUCGAGACGGGCAUGCACGGCUACAGCAGCCUGGGCGCUGCCACGCAGGGUGCCCACAGUGCUCCAAUGCUCUCUGGUGCCCACGACAUGCACCUCGGCGGCGCCAGCGGUGCCGUCAGCAUCAGUGGUGCUGCCACCACCACCAGCAGUGGCAUCUACUGCCGGACGCCCGAUUUCGGGCGCGAGAUGUCCCCUCCUAUGCUACACGCCGACACCGGCUUGGGCCACCACCAGCAUCACCACCACCACCAGCUCAACAAAAUGGACGCCCUCUCGCACCACCAGCACACGGCCGCCUACCACCCGCACCUCUACCCCCAGCACUACCAGCACCACCUCUCCAGCCCCCAGGCCUCCAAGGUGCGGGACUUCCACCCCACCGGCUCCUCCUCCCUCCCAGGCGAUGCAGGCAUGCUUUCCGGGUCACAGAGCGGCAUGUGCUCCCCACCUGGUGCUGGAGGAACCAUCGGCGGUGGUAGUGGCGGUGGUGGCGGCGAGGAGCUCAACACCAAAGACGUGGCCCAGCGCAUCAUCACCGAGCUGAAGCGCUACAGCAUCCCGCAGGCCAUCUUCGCAGAGAGGGUGCUGUCGCGCUCGCAGGGCACCCUGUCGGACCUGCUGCGCAACCCCAAGCCCUGGGGAAAGCUCAAGUCGGGCCGUGAGACCUUCAAGAGGAUGUCCCGCUGGCUCCAGGAACCUGAGUUCCAGCGCAUGACGUCCUUGAGACUGGAAGCCUGCAAGCGUAAAGAGGCGGAGCAGAGCAAGCUGGAGCGCAACCAGGGCCCCAAGCGCACGCGGCUGGUGUUCACCGACCUGCAGCGCCGCACACUGAUGGCCAUCUUCCGGGAGAACCACCGGCCCUCCAAGGAGCUGCAGAUCACCAUCUCGCAGCAGCUGGGCCUGGAGCUCAGCACCGUCAGCAACUUCUUCAUGAACGCCCGGCGCCGCAACCUCAGCAAGUGGACGGCCGCCGGCGAGGGGGACGGUGGGAGGCCCUCGUCCACCGGCUCCUCCGGAUCCAGCGCCUCCUCCUCGGCCAUCUCCUGCAGCACCGCGUGA
Molecule: messenger RNA, 1509 nt
Organism: Engraulis encrasicolus (European anchovy)
Lineage: Eukaryota; Metazoa; Chordata; Actinopteri; Clupeiformes; Engraulidae
Gene: onecutl
Product: one cut domain, family member, like
Exons: 2
Coding region: 1-1509 (502 amino acids)
Biological process (GO): regulation of transcription by RNA polymerase II
Cellular component (GO): nucleus
Molecular function (GO): RNA polymerase II cis-regulatory region sequence-specific DNA binding; DNA-binding transcription factor activity, RNA polymerase II-specific
Source: RefSeq, a predicted model, not a curated record